AAACAGCUGUGUAUGUGACGUCAUGACGUGUGUGAGCGCAUCAAAGUAUCUUUGGUCUUCAAACGUUUUGUCUUAAACGUAAACAGUUGACCGUUAUACAUCCAACACAAUGAGCGAGCUGAGCCAGGAAGAGAUUCGGAAGAGGCGACUAGCAAGAUUGGCGGUACUUGACACGAAGGCCUCUUCAUCAUCUUCACCACCACAAGCAGCUCAGCUAGCACCGCCCUCGCCAAGCAAAGCAGUGCCGUCCACCCCUCCAACACCAGGCCCAUCACAGAGUACAAGUGAACAAGUUGCAGGUGUGAACCAAGGAGCUUCAUGUUCAUCACCAUCAAAAUCUGGUAGUGCAGAACCAAAGACACCACCAGUUCUAACUACACAGAAAAGUGAUUCUCAGAGCACUGACACAUCUUCCCAGAUGGAGGUUGACGAAAUGCUACCAUGUGAAAAAAGUGCUUCUACUUCACAGAUGGAUGUAGACUCUGGCAUUGAGAACAUGGAGGUAGAAGAUUCACGUGAAGGCACAGGCCUGAGGCACCGGACAUCUAGCUCCUGUAAUGACAUAACAGAUGAUCAAGUUCAUGCUACGGUGUCAAGAGUAUUGUGUGUAUCAUGGAAGGAGAAGACUGACAAGGCCAUUUAUCUUCCUGAAACAGCAGCUGCCAUUGAAGAGGUUGACAAUAUCAAUGUCCAGGACUUAGUAAACCAGUGCAUAAUGGAAGUGUUAGUGAUAGUGUGCCAGCGUGGUGAGGAUCCAGAAAGUGAAGUGUCAGGACUAUCAACAACAGAAGGAGACCGUGAUGGUGACUUGGCAAGUCCUGCUCCUCACACAGCAUCCAGCAGUGACAGCCCAUAUCCUCCUUCCUCACCAUUACAACAGCAGGAACGUUCAUCACCAGCUCUUCCACUGACUGAUCCCCAGGAACGUGCCCUACGUUAUCUCACCAAUUGCUACACAAGAGUAGCCACAGAGGAAAGGAAUCAUCCAAAGAGAUGCAGUUCACCACCAUUGAGUGAAGUUCUGUCAGAUCUACGAGCACAACUUGUGCAGUUUGCUGCAUUAGUCUUGCAGGGCUCUUUAGACAACUGGCCUGAGGAGAGGCCCACAAGUGCCACCUCUGGGUCAGUGGGAGGUCUGGGAGUGUCAGAAUCCCUUCUUUUGUCACCUAUUCUUUCACAGACACUGCCUCGAGGAUUCCUGCCCGAACUUGUAUCCCGAACUUAUACAUCACCAGGCCCAGGAGAUGCCUUCUCAAAGAUAUUUGGAUCCAUUCUUCAAGGGCUUUUCAUAACAAUGAAAGCCUCUUCAAUAGUUGGAAAUGGGCACAGGCAACCAAUCCAGGCCUUGAGUGAUUUAUUGGAAAUAAGAUGUGGUCCAUCUGGAAAUGUGCGCCCAAUAUGCAGAUUACUCACACAACAGGUUCAGUUCCUGCCUGACUUGGUUACUCCAGCUGUUGGAAGAGAAUUGUCUCGAACAUCUUAUUUGGGACCAUUUCUGUCAGUGUCAGUCUUUGCAGAAGAUGAACCAAAAGUUGCUGAAAAAUUCUUUUCUGGAAACACAGCUGCUGACAAAUCACUGAACCACACACUACAAAUAGAAUUGGAAAAUACAAGAGUCAUAUUGCAUAAGGUAUUCCAUGAUAUACUUGUAAACAACAGUUCUCGUGAACCUACACUGUCAUAUAUAUCAACCUUGUUGCGGACCAAUGAGAAAAGAGCUCAGAUACACGCAGAUGAACGCAUGCUUGCUGGAGAUGGUUUCAUGCUCAACCUACUUUCUGUUUUGCAGAUGCUUGCUCUAAAGAUUAAAAUGGACAAGGUAGAUGUCUUCUACCCAUUCCACCCAUCAAGUCUAAUUGAUGUUAAAAAUGAAACAAGGUUAAAAUUUACAUCACAGGAGGCAACAAGUUGGCUGGAUGAUCUCAACCGAUCACUGACUCAUAAAUGGCGAGAACCAAAGUUUCCAACACAGUGCUGGUUUCUGACCCUCCACUGUCAUCACUUGGCCCUGCUUCCAACAUGCCACAAGUAUCAGCGCCGCAUUAGAGCUCUUCGUGAUCUGCAGAAACUGGUGGAUGAGAUGCAAGCGACAGAGCCCCAGUGGCGUGAUUUGGGAACAGCUGCACGCAACAAAGAAUUGCUGCGUCGGUGGAAGCAGCAGGUGAAGAAGUUGACACGAAGCAAAGCAUGUUCAGAUACUGGACUACUGGACGAAUCACUUGUGCGUCGCUCAUUAGUAUUCUACUCAUCUGUGGCAGAGCUACUGUUGAGUGCACUGACUGACCCAGCUGCUCCACCAGGGCAGCUGCUGCCCAGUAGUGCACCAGCUGUUUUUUCUGCUCUGCCUGAGUGGUAUGUCGAGGAUGUUGCUGAGUACCUGCUGUUUGCCCUCCAAUUUAUGCCAGGUGUCGUUGCUGACUGCAUGGAAAAUAACCUAAUCUCAUGGUUGUUGGUAGCUGUGUGUUGCCCACAAUUUAUCAGGAAUCCUUAUCUAAUAGCCAAAAUUAUUGAAGUUCUGUUCGUGAUAAAUCCUAAUGUGCAGUCAAGAACUGAAACUCUGCAUGAUCGUGUCAUGGCACAUCCUAUUUCACAAGUGCACCUGCCAUCUUGUCUAAUGAAAUUUUACACAGAUGUUGAAACUACUGGUUCCAGUUCAGAAUUUUAUGACAAAUUCACAAUACGCUAUCAUAUAAGUGUAAUCUUAAAGGGAAUGUGGGAUAACCCUCUACAUCGCCAGGCAAUUAUUAAUGAGUCAAGAUCUGGAAAACAGUUUGUAAAAUUUGUUAACAUGUUGAUGAAUGACACAACAUUUCUGUUGGAUGAAAGCUUAGAAUCGCUUAAGCGCAUUCAUGAGGUGCAGGAGCUAAUGAGCCAAGCAGAAGCAUGGAGCCAGGUACCACAUGACCAGCAACAGGCCAGACAGAGGCAGCUGUCAGCUGAUGAAAGGCAGUGCAGGUCUUACUUGACUUUGGCCAAAGAGACAGUGGAUAUGUUCCAUUAUUUGACAGUUGCCAUCAAGGAGCCAUUCUUAAGGCCAGAGCUGGUUGACCGCUUGGCAGCCAUGUUAAAUUUUAACCUGCAACAGUUGUGUGGUCCUAAGUGCAAGAAUUUGAAAGUUCGCAACCCAGAGAAGUAUGGCUGGGAGCCGCGUUGGCUUCUUAGUCAAUUAAUUGAUAUAUAUCUCCAUCUCAAUUGCGACAGUUUUGCUGCUGCUUUAGCUGGUGAUGAGCGGUCCUUCAAGAAAGAACUGUUUGAAGAUGCAGCAGCACGAAUGGAAAGACGUUCCAUUAAAACACCAACUGAGAUUGAACAAUUCAGAAACUUAGCUGAGAAAGCACAUGACAUUUCAGUACAGAAUUUGAAGAAAGAAGUUGAUUACAGUGAUGCACCUGAUGAAUUUCGGGAUCCAUUGAUGGAUACAUUGAUGGAAGAUCCCGUACUGCUUCCAUCAGGGAAAGUUAUGGAUCGUGCUGUUAUAGUGCGUCACCUUCUCAAUUCAUCUACAGAUCCUUUCAGUCGGCAACCACUCUCAGAGGACAUGUUGGAACCAGCUGCUGAACUGCGGGAAAGAAUAGCAUCGUGGAAACGUGAGAAAAAGAAAUCUGCAUAAUGUGAAAAUCUUGAAGUAAGUCUGUGGUGUAUUGUCAGCAAACUUCAAGACUCAGUGUUUUAAGAAGCCUGGGAAGGUGUGUGAUGCAAAAUAACAGAAAAUUUAAUGACAAACUUGUUACACAAUUGUCAUUCCAAUCUAUGAUGAUUCAUGUUGCAAGGUGCUAGUAAUUAUAAUAUUUAAACAAAAACUGUGGUUUUUGGAUUGUUUAAUACAGUGAUAAAACUACCAUUUUAUAAGUGCUGUAAGAAAACCUAUUGACAGGAGUGGCACAACCAACAGGCAUUAUAAACUAAGUUUAUUUGCCAGUGUGUGUUAAAACAUUUUGCUGUUAGCAAGCACCAUACUGUAGAAAGAUGUAUGUAUUCAGUUGGGAACAGAAAAUAUAAAUCAGUGACAACUUGUAAUCUGUUAAUACAAAAAGGUGUGUGCAAAAUCAUUUUGAUACAAAAUAAAAGCCACUGAAAAAAAACAACAACAACAGUUAAGUUGCACUAUUUUAUUGGGGCUAUACAUUAAUAACGCAGUGUUACAAAUGUAUGAGGUAUAUUUUCUAACAGUGACAGAAUAUUUGCACUGCAGGAGUUAGUGUCGGAAACUGAUAGAUCAUAUUUUUUGCACGUGUGUGUGUGUGUGUGUGUGUGUGUGUGUGUGUGUGUGUGUGUGUCAGCCAUUGUUAAUACCUGUUGUACAGAUUUGUGAGCUUAAUAUAUAUUUCAGUUGUGCUCUACAGUCACAGUGUCUGGUGAAUUGCAUUCUUAAAGCAUGUGAAGAGAUCAAAAGUGUAUGUUUUUGAUUGUUGAUAACACUUUGUUUAAAGUGUCAAUAAAACAAUAAACUGUGAAAUAAUAAAA
Schistocerca serialis cubense is the source of this 4464-nucleotide messenger RNA. RefSeq names its product ubiquitin conjugation factor E4 B (gene Ube4B). Gene Ontology annotation, cellular component: ubiquitin ligase complex; nucleus; cytoplasm. Gene Ontology annotation, biological process: protein polyubiquitination. The transcript is spliced from 24 exons. The record is from RefSeq and is a predicted model, not a curated record. Lineage: Eukaryota; Metazoa; Arthropoda; Insecta; Orthoptera; Acrididae. Gene Ontology annotation, molecular function: ubiquitin-ubiquitin ligase activity. Bases 110 to 3610 code for a protein of 1166 amino acids.